Molecule: messenger RNA, 1203 nt
Organism: Paramecium tetraurelia
Lineage: Eukaryota; Ciliophora; Oligohymenophorea; Peniculida; Parameciidae
Exons: 6
Biological process (GO): regulation of DNA-templated transcription
Cellular component (GO): nucleus
Molecular function (GO): RNA polymerase II cis-regulatory region sequence-specific DNA binding; DNA-binding transcription factor activity, RNA polymerase II-specific
Source: RefSeq, a predicted model, not a curated record
AUGAUUUAAACUCAAGCCCAUCUUCCACAGGAAUGGAUCGAUUUCUUAGAGUAGAUCAAAAACCUAGACCCAAUCGACGUAGAAACAGUAACUUAAUAUGUAAAAGUGCGGGUCAACCACUUUCCAACAGAUUAAUAAAUGACAGAAUACUACGAAGAAGUAUUUUCUAAAUCCACUAGCGAUGUAAACCGGAAAAAAUGGCAUUAACAAGACAAAAAUCUGCUUAUAUGGUGCAUGACCAAGCACUUAAUGUCAUAGAAUCGAUCUGAGCUCAUUCCUAAUGAGGAUGAUUGGGAGUUUGUAUCAAAAAUUCUGUGUGUAGAUAAAACUUUGGUCGAAUUAAAAUGGAUUUCUCUUCUCCAUUCCAAUUUGAAAAUUAGUCCCUGGUCGAAGGAAGAAGAUUAGAUACUGAUUGAAAUUGCAAAUGAUCAUUAUUAUAAAAACAAUUGGACUGAAUUGACUAUUAAAUUCAAUUCCAUAUCUUCUACACAGAGAUACCCCAAAUAGAUACGAGAACGCUGGAACAAUGUGCUCAAUCCCAACAUCUCAAGAUCAACCUGGACUAAGGAAGAAAAAAUUAAGCUACUUCAAUUGAUUUUGAACUAUGGUAAAAAAUGGUCCAAAAUCUAAGUUGAGUUAAAUGGAAGAAGCGAAAAUUAAAUUAAAAAUUAAUACAAUGGAAUUAUUAGAAAUUUAAAAAGAUUUAAUGUCUAAGAAAGUGAGGAAAGGUUGCUGAUCAAAGCAAUAAUUGAAAAUCCAGAUCAGAAAUUAAGUUUGACAGUUACACAAUUCAUGUCAGACUUCCUAGCCAAGAAAGACUCAUCAAAAAGCAUUGAACCUACUCAAAUCAAUCAAAUCACUGAAUCUUAAACUCAAAAGAAACCCUGUGUUGACCCGUCUCCAUUGGAAUCGGGGAUCACUGCCACAAAUAUCUUAUUAUAAGAAAAGUUGAAUUAAUGUAAAGAGGUGCAAUAACAGAUGAUGCAAACAUCCAUUUAAUAAAAUUAAUAUAUUUCAACUCCCUAAUAAUAACCAUAUUAAUCAAUGCCAAUAGUUUAGAACCAGUAUUUUUACAAUAAUGCCACUUAUCCAAAUUAUUACCCAAAUUAUCAUUAAUAAAAUUAACAAUAUAUAAACUACCCUAACUACAAUUAAGUGCAAUCGUUAAUGCCAUACUAGUAAUAUCAUUAUGCCUAUUUUUGA